Vigna unguiculata (cowpea) is the source of this 691-nucleotide messenger RNA. Its product is annotated as subtilisin-like protease SBT2.5. The record is from RefSeq and is a predicted model, not a curated record. NCBI's taxonomy places the organism in Eukaryota, Viridiplantae, Streptophyta, Magnoliopsida, Fabales, Fabaceae.
UUUUGUUGUAUAAAUAGGUAGCUAUAGUGCAGCAGAAAAACUGGCACUGCUACCAUAUAUCUUGGAAUCAAAUAAUCAAGGAAGGAAAAAAGAGACAUUCUUAAUGGGAAGCACAAAAGUGGAAUCCUACUUUGUCUUCAUGAGCUAUGAUCCUGAAUACGAGAGACUUCGAACUCUUGGAACAAAGAGAGGGGCACAGGAGCUUGAUUUGUACCUUAGUACAAAACAUGAUGAGGUCUUAGCAAGUACUCUAGAGCCAGGAACCUACAACAAAACAUCUUCUUUGGUCAUUGUUGAUGGUUUUGCAGUAGAAAUUACCCAGGAUCAGGCUAAUGAACUCAGAUCUGCAAAAGGAGUGAGGGUUGUGGAGAAAAAUGAAGAGCUGGUGUAGUGCAUAUAUCAGUGUUUUGAGGGAAAAGAACUCCAUGGUUAUUGCUUCAUCGAGUUCUCUACUGUCUCUUGUUCAAAGUUUCUCAUUUGUGUAAUUUGCAACGAAGAUGAAAACUCUCUAGGCAACUUUAUGUGUUAGUGGAAAUUAACUGAGGUAGAUUUGAUUUUCGUGUGCAUGUUUUCAGUCUUCGAAAUAACGCAAAUAGUUUGUGAUUAUUAUCGGAAGGAUAAUGAUAUAUUCACAACUAAAUGCUACAUGCUUCCUUAACCAAUAAAUAUAUUAUCGAAAUAAAAAUUGUAU